GUUUGGGUGAAAGCGGGAGUGACACACGGAGGUUCUGUGUUGAACAAUUGUAGCAACUUAAAUUGUCAAGUGUCAGGAUGAAGGUGGUAACCUGUGAGAUCGCCUGGCAUAAUAAGGAGCCAGUAUAUAGUAUAGAUUUCCAGCAGAAUGGGGAGGGGAGGAUACAGCGCCUGGCUACAGCUGGGGUGGACACCACAGUACGGAUGUGGCGUGUAGAUAAAGGUCCUGAUGGGAAGGCGGUCGUUGAGUUUUUGUCAAACUUGGCACGACAUACUAAAGCAGUGAAUGUGGUGCGUUUCUCACCCACUGCUGAACUCCUGGCUUCUGGAGGGGAUGAUGCGGCUAUCUUGCUUUGGAAACUGAAUGACAAUAAAGAGCCUGAACAAGCCUUUCAGGAAGAUGAAGAUGCUCAACUCAAUAAAGAGAGCUGGAACGUAGUGAAGACUCUGAGAGGACACAUUGAGGACGUUUAUGAUAUCUCAUGGACCGGUGAUGGGAAUUUCAUGGUUUCCGGCUCUGUGGACAACACUGCCAUCAUGUGGGAUGUCAACAAAGGUCAAAAGAUGUGCAUCUUUAAUGAUCAUAAGAGUUAUGUGCAGGGAGUGGCAUGGGACCCACUUGGACAGUACAUUAGCACACUAAGCUGUGACCGAGUGAUGCGUGUGUACAGUGCUCACAACAAGAAAAAAGCUUACAGUGUGAGUAAGAUGACAUCAGCCACUGGUGGAGAUGGAGAGGUGAAGAACUAUAGAAUGUUUCAUGAUGAUGGCAUGAGAUCAUUCUUUAGACGUCUCUCCUUCACGCCAGAUGGGUCAUUCCUCCUUGCACCAGCUGGGUGUGUUGAGGCUGGAGAGAAUGUCACAAACACCACAUAUGUAUUUUCCAGGAAAAGCUUUAAGAGGCCCAUCGCUCAUCUGCCCUGUCCAUCUAAAGCAACUCUGGCUGUGCGCUGCUGCCCAGUCUUUUAUGAACUUAGGACCAUGAAAGCUGAAGAUGGUUCACUGAAGCCAGUGUCAAAUACUUUAAAUUUGCCAUAUCGACUGGUGUUCGCAAUUGCAUCAGAAGACUCAGUCUUCUUUUAUGACACACAACAAAAACUGCCAUUUGGAUAUGUGUCAAACAUUCACUACCACACACUGAGUGAUCUCAGCUGGUCUCGUGAUGGCUCCUUUUUGGCAGUGUCAUCAACAGAUGGCUACUGUUCCUUCGUGUCAUUUGAAGAGGAGGAGCUCGGCACUCCGUUAAAGGAGCGACCUCCAAUGGAGAUGGUGACCCCAGCCUCCAAUGAGAAAAAGGGCAAAAGAACUUCAGCCAGUGGCAGGACUGCUUCCCCAGUGCCCCGCCAGGCCAACACACCAGCUGCACAGGAAAAGGAGAAAGAGGCAUCUGCUGGCCCUGCGUCUUCAAAGACCCCCAGCAUAUCUGGUCCAGAAGAAAAACACACACUGCAAGGGCUGAAAACAAAACCUCAACCCAGGCGGAUCACACUCAAAACCUUGGAGGGCUGGGGAAAACCCAGUACCACCAAAUCACCAGCAGCUGCUCCCAAAACAGCCCCUAACACCCCAAAAUCUGCUCCCUCCACGCCUUCCUCCAGCAAACUGCCCCUCACACCCAUUACAGCCCCCAGCACGCCGCUUGGUCCCUUCAACUCCAAAAGUACCACAACUCCAAAAGGACCUACUCCCAGACGAAUCUCACUGACUCCUGUUGUGUCCAGUUCCCCCACUACCUCUCAUGGCUUUGUUACUCCAUUGUCCACAGAGAAAGCCAAACAUGAAAGACCAUCUCCCCCCAGUGACCCAGCAUGCAAACCUCCUGAAUCCAAGAGGUCCAAGACUGAUGUUCCCAGUGACUCUACCCAGAGCAAUGAACACAAAGUGACCACAGAACCCAGCGUCAAACCCCAGCAACCUUAGACAUUGAACAUUGGUUCAUUGUGCCUUUUGUAAAGCACUCACAUCCUCAGAGAUUAAGUUCAACCAUUAAAUCAGUAACUUAAAUCAUCUGAACCCAAGCUGCACAAGUGAAUACAAGGACGUAUGGAGUCAGGCAUGGACUUGCAUACUGUUUCUUAAACAUGUUUAUUUCUUGAUUUUCAGUGUUUUUCCGUGAGUAUUCUCCUAAACAGCCUGCUUCUCCACGGUUAAAUUUGAUAUGAAUUUUAUUUAAGCUUAUGGACUUUACAGUUGUAUUAUUACUGUCAGUUUCAGUUUUGUUCAUGAAAAACUGUUAAAAGAGGGGAAACGGUUCUUUGUGGAACAAAUUGUUCAGAUAAAUUUAUGUGGUUGUGUUGUAAAGAGUUUCUUAAACAUUUUGGUUUUUUUAGGUACUUAAGAAAAAGAUCUAAAUAAGUUGUCUGGGUUCUUUAACAUAUUUUAUCAAUUUAUGAUGUCAAUUUAAUUUCAUUUAUAAUAUUUUAUCUUCGCUUUUUAGUAGAUCAAGAUUAAUUUCAUAGCAUAUUGUGAUAAAAUGAAAAUGCAACUUAUGAUAAUUAACAGUAUUGCCAGGAUUUGUUUUUAUUCAAUGUUAACAUGAUCAAUGUACAAUGUGCUUUCCUGAGGGAAAUAGAAAUACAGUCAUUUAACAGAAAAUCUUAAAACAUAUUUUAAGCAACAACUCCAAAGCAAGAGGGAUAGUGUGUAAAUGAUAGCAUACUUGUAUAAUUAAAAAAAGAAACUAAAAUAGUAAUAAUAAACAUAAGAACAAUACAAUAUAUUGAUAUUGGUGACUACAUUAGUUACAAAGUUUAACAAUCAAAACCUACAGAAAAGCACAUGAAAAUAUUUCCCAUACAUAUUUCUAUUCACGAAAACUGAUACAUUUGGAACACAGAAGAACAUCAAACACAAAGGAAUCAAGACCAUUCUUUAUAAAUGUUCUUGAGUCCACCUCCAGAAUGAGGAACCCAGCACCCCAGACUGCUUUAAUUGACACACAUAACUAUUUUCUCAAAUCCGAAGGUAAUUCAAAACUAACCUGAGGCCACGUCCAUUCUAAUGCUUGUAAGUUUGAAACCUCCAUUUUCAGUCUACUGAUGUCAUCGUUUUCCAAAGAGGUUAUGGGUGCUGUUCAUGGUGUAAGAAAAGACUGCUCUAAUGUAGAUGAAAGGCGUAAACGUAGCGAAAAUAAUAUAUAUGUAUUGCCGAAAACAGUGCUGCAUUAAAUAACAUCUGGUGCAGUUUGAAAUGCUUACACUUAAAAUGCGAAUAGGUAAUCCGUUAAAUUUAGGUAGUUUUCACUCAAUUUUGGUGUGCCUUGUAAUAAAUCACAGUGUAUGUAAAUAAAAAAUGUAUUCUUGACAUUACUCUUUUAAAACGUGUGCCAAGACUGCUAGAAAAACAUAUAUUUUUGGGUGGAAGUUCAAUGUACAGUUGCCUAAAAAUGGUUAUCAGUGUAUAACGUAAUAUAGUAAGUAUUUUUGAG
Messenger RNA from Xyrauchen texanus (razorback sucker), 3426 nucleotides. Its product is annotated as chromatin assembly factor 1 subunit B-like. Gene Ontology annotation, cellular component: nucleus; CAF-1 complex. Gene Ontology annotation, molecular function: protein binding. Lineage: Eukaryota; Metazoa; Chordata; Actinopteri; Cypriniformes; Catostomidae. The transcript is spliced from 14 exons. Gene Ontology annotation, biological process: DNA replication-dependent chromatin assembly; nucleosome assembly. The record is from RefSeq and is a predicted model, not a curated record. Bases 78 to 1919 code for a protein of 613 amino acids.